Molecule: messenger RNA, 1341 nt
Organism: Penicillium cataractarum
Lineage: Eukaryota; Fungi; Ascomycota; Eurotiomycetes; Eurotiales; Aspergillaceae
Exons: 1
Coding region: 1-1341 (446 amino acids)
Source: RefSeq, a predicted model, not a curated record
AUGCGCCGCAACGAACAAUUCCGACCGGGACGUGAACCCCUAUCCGACCACCCAAGUCUCACCCUCCGCCGCAGCCAUGUCUCAGGACCCUUCUCAUUCCUAAAUCCCACCUGGGCGCGGUACGCGCCCACCCCAGCCCCUGGCCAGACCAAGCCCGGAACCCUGGCACAGGAAGAGGAACAGCAACAACAAGAACCAGAACCGGACACGAGCGCACCAACACCACCAAAGCAGACACGCUCAAUUGAACACCUCUGGCGCUCACGCGAUAAUCGCAAGGGACGGCAUGCGCUGAAAGUGGACUACCGCGCCCCGACGAAAGAAACGGGAUACGUCGUCCCACCACCGACGACGACGCUUCGAGCUGUAGCGCGGGGAAUCCUGCGGAUGGUGACGUGCGCGCCUGUCUGGGAUGUAUCGUGGCUUGUAGCUGUGACGUUUACGCUUGGAUCGGUGAUUUGGAUUAUCAAUGCCUUUUUCGCGUGGUUACCACUCGUUGACCCGGAGACGGAGUUCUCGGGUGAAGUUUUGCUGGGUGGGGGGAUAAGCGCGUUUAUCGGCGCAACGGUGUUCGAGGUUGGGAGUGUGCUUUUGCUGCUGGAGGCUGUGAAUGCUAAUCAGACUGGUUGUUUUGGGUGGGCGUUGGAAACGGAGUUGAGUAAGGUUGAGCAGAAUCGUGCGGAUCGGAGGGUUACCAGCGUGAAGACUAGCCAGGACGAGUGUCGGCAUCACCAUGUGAAUAGGAGGAAUCUUGUCGGGCUUGGGAGACACUUGUCUCAUCAGUUCUCUCGUGAUCUUUCGAAUGGGUAUACGACUUCUUCGUCGGAUGGCAGGUCUUUUCGCUGGUUGCCGUCUUGGACUGAGUUGCGGACGCAUUAUCUCCACGAACUCGGCUUCUUGGCAUCUCUGAUUCAGUUCUUCGCCGCUACCAUUUUCUGGAUCGCUGGUUUCACUGGUCUCCCCGGGAUCAUUGAUCAUAUGAGUCAACGAGUGACGAAUGGCGUCUACUGGGUUCCUCAGAUAGUUGGCGGAGUUGGCUUCAUUCUCAGCGGAUUGCUGUUUACACUCGAGACGCAGGAGAAGUGGUACCGACCGGCUUUUCAUGUCCUUGGCUGGCACAUUGGAGCCUGGAACUUUAUCGGUGGCAUUGGUUUCACUCUUUGCGGUGCACUGGGGCCAGCGAGCAGUGCUUCUGGUGUCGCGUAUCAAGCUUCGCUGGCUACUUUUUGGGGAUCGUGGGCAUUCAUGAUUGGAUCAACGAUACAGUGGUAUGAGAGUCUGGAAAAGUAUCCAGUCGAGAAGAAACGCGGUGAUGAUGCAUCGAUACAGAGCGACGAGUAA